This is a messenger RNA of Ochlerotatus camptorhynchus, 570 nucleotides long. RefSeq lists its product as uncharacterized. Bases 1 to 570 code for a protein of 189 amino acids. The record is from RefSeq and is a predicted model, not a curated record. The transcript has a single exon. Lineage: Eukaryota; Metazoa; Arthropoda; Insecta; Diptera; Culicidae.
AUGGAGAAAACCAGUAAAGUAUACAAACUGUCCCCGUUCCUGGACGAGCACGGUGUUAUGCGUGUGGAUAGCCGUUUGAGUGCAGCUCCGUACGCGACCUUUAGCUUCAAGUACCCUAUAAUUCUUCCGCGGGAUCACCGUAUGACAGAGUUGCUAUUAGAUGCCUACUAUCGCAAGAUUUUACAUGGCAACCAAGAAACAGUAGUUAACGAGCUUCGGCAGCAGUUCCUCAUAUCUAAGCUGCGUACAGUCGUUAACCGGGUCAUUAAAGAUUUUCAGUACUGCGAGAUUAAGAAGGCGAAGCCGAUAGUCCCGAGAAUGGCCCCUACCUACAGCUCGUUUCACUCCGUGGAUACGCCCGAUACAAGUUCGGAUUGGACGAAGUGUCGUGAAAAGGUGGAUUGCUUUAUUCACCUGUUUAUCAAUAAAUCAUCAAUAAACCUGGAUGUCACCUAUUCGUUGUUGUCGAAGUCCUGCAAACUAGCCAUUUGUCGGUUUAUUGCUCGUCGAGGUGCGCCUUGCGAAAUCUACACCGAUAACGGAACGAACUUCCAAGGUGCCAGCCGUUAG